Calliphora vicina (urban bluebottle blowfly) is the source of this 2057-nucleotide messenger RNA. It is a transcript of the gene Egm, whose product is annotated as Enigma. The transcript is spliced from 5 exons. Lineage: Eukaryota; Metazoa; Arthropoda; Insecta; Diptera; Calliphoridae. Gene Ontology annotation, molecular function: flavin adenine dinucleotide binding; acyl-CoA dehydrogenase activity. Bases 44 to 1975 code for a protein of 643 amino acids. The record is from RefSeq and is a predicted model, not a curated record.
ACUAAAUAAAAGUUUUAUUUAAUUAAUAAAUUCUCUAUUAAAAAUGCUGCAUAUAAAUAAAACAAAAAGCAUUUUCAACAAAACCUCCUUUAACUUAUUGAAAAGAUGCGCCUCCACUCACAAAUCAUUCGGCAGCCAGGCGGCUUCAUCCAUUACCGAUGCACCCGAGCAUGAGGAACAAAUUGCAGAACAACCUUCAUCCAAACUGCCACCUCGUCAGCCUUUAGCGAAAAACUUUUUUGCUGGCCUAGUUGACAAUGAGUUGCUGGCUUUUCCGGAGGUUAUAAGCCGUGAGGAUAUGGCUCGUUUACAGAAUGAAUUGUUGCCAUUGAAAAAUUUCUUUGCUGAGGAUUUUGACAGUCAUACGGCCAGUGCUACUCAUGCAUUGCCCACUGGUUUGGCUGAUAAUUUAAAACAGCUUGGUUUGUAUGGUGCCAAUGUCAGUAGUGACUUUGAUGGUAAAGGCUGGGGUUACAGUGAAAGUCUGAUGGCUUCUGAACCUGAAGCCCAAGCUACCGAAGUGGCAUUGAGUUUGCUGGGACAUCGUAGUAUUGUAGAUGUUAUACAAGAGUUGGGCUCGCCGGAGCAGAAGCAAAGAUUUCUGCCUAAGUUGGCGAAUGGUUCCCUUGUUGCUUCCGAAGCUAUUUAUGAAUUCGAAGCAUCGGAAGAUGAAUUUUUCAACACCAAGGCCCAGCAAGAAAGUGAAACACACAGUUGGGUAUUGAAUGGCACCAAAGCAUUUGUAGUAUCUCCCCCUAAGACUUCUGAUGCCGACCAAUUGUUUUUGAUAGUUGCACAAACCCAAAAGUCCAAUAUACAAAAUGAUGCUGCUCGCUCGACAACAAUAUUCCUUGUCGAUUCGAAUACACCCGGUGUUAAACUGGGUGAAAAACAUCAAACAUUGGGUUGUCGAGCCACCACAACACAAACAUUAACUUUGGAAAAUGUGCGUGUUUCGGAUAGUUGUGUUCUGGGUCAUGCUCACGAAGCCAAUGUAGUGGCUGAUACCUUGUUAAGAUCCAGUCGUUUACGUAAUUCUAUGGUUGGUUUGGGUAUGGCGAAAAAUAUACUCCAAGAAAUUUCCCAUCAUUGUAUUGAGAAAAAGCUAUGUGGAGUGGUGAUGAAAGAUUUGGAAUCGGUACAAACUCAUUUAGCUAAAUCCUGUCUGUCGAUUUACAGUAUAGAAAGCAUGAUUUAUUUGACAGCUGGUUUGUUAGAUGAAUUUAAAUCUCCUGAUGUUGCUUUGGAGUCGGCAAUUACUAAGUAUCACUGCCUUAAGGAACUUUUCAAUAUUUGCACCACAUCUUUGGAUAUAAUUGGUCCCAAAUCAUUACAUGCGGGACAGAUAACUGAAACCUAUUUCCGUAAUGCUGCCCAACUAUAUACUUUAGGGGAGUCUAUUGAUAAUUUAAGCAUAUACAUAGCUUUAAGUGGAUUGCAGCAUGCAGGAAGUCUAAUGGGAGACAGUAUACGCAAGCAGCGCAAUCCCCUGUUCCAUCCUGGUCACAUUUUCUCCAAAUUCAUGGAAAGAUCAAAUAUCGAUAAUCCAAAUACCGAAAUGAAUCUUAAGGAAAAUGUUCAUCCCACCUUAGAGCCAGCUGCUUUGUGUAUUGAACAUUCUGUGGCACGCUUGCAAAUGUCUGUCGAUCUUCUGUUCACCCGUUAUGGCAACGGUAUUGUGGAACGUCAUAAUGAAUCCAGGCGUUUGGCCGACAUGGUCACCACAAUUUAUGCCAUGUUUGCCAGUGUAGCCCGCGCCUCACGAUCCUAUUGUAUUGGUUUACAAUUGGCUGACCAUGAAAUGUUGACGGCCAUGAGUAUUUGUUCUGAUGGUCGAGAUAAAGUAAAAACCCUGGCUCAGGAAGUAUUCAAUGGACAGUUUGUUAAUAAUGAUAACAAUUUGCAAAGGCUGUCAAGACAAAUUGUUAAGAGUAAAGGUUAUUUUGCUACACAUCCAUUGACGUAUAAUUUCUAAGGUUUGUUAAAGAAUGAUUAAGUUUAAUUUUGUAAAAUAAUAUGUUGAAAUAAAGUGAUAAAAUCACCUAUAGACGAAAAAA